This is a messenger RNA of Colletes gigas, 2442 nucleotides long. RefSeq names its product trichohyalin-like. The transcript has 3 exons. NCBI's taxonomy places the organism in Eukaryota, Metazoa, Arthropoda, Insecta, Hymenoptera, Colletidae. Bases 1 to 2442 code for a protein of 813 amino acids. The record is from RefSeq and is a predicted model, not a curated record.
AUGAAGUUCGUACUUAUCUUACUCGUCGCUGCUUUUGCAGCGAAUGUUCAAUGUGAUGAACAAGUUGUGAAUUCCCUCAGCAAUAAAUACAUCUCAGCAGUAGAGGCGCCUGUUCCCGACAAGGAAGCAGAAGCAUCUCACUCCGCUGAAGCGAAACAUGUCAAAGAAGUUCAGGUAGAAAAAGAUAAACUAAACGAACAUCAACAAGAGGCACAGGCGCGGGGGAACCUCAAAGUCGAAAAGGAGAAGGGGAAGAAACACGAGCACGAGAAAGAAAAGCACGCGGAGCAUGAAGCUGAAAAGGAGAAGACAGAAUUGAAAGAACAGGAAGAACAGCUAGAAGAGCAACAAGGCGGUAAGAGGAAACAGAAGAAGGCGAAGGAACCCAAACAGAAGGCGAAAGAAAAGGAACAGGAAAAAGAGAAAGAAUUGAAGGAAGGAGAGAAUAAAGAAAAAGAGGAGCAGAAAGAGAAGCAAGAAGGUAAGAGAAAGAACAAGAAAGGAAAGGACGCAAAAAAACAAGAGCCCGAGAAGGAAAAGCAAGCAGAACAUGAAGUAGAGAAGGAAAAGCAAGGAGAACAUCAAGUUGAGAAGGAGAAGGAAAAGCAAGCACAACAUCAAGUUGAAAAGGAGAAAGAGAAGGAGUUGAAAGAAAAAGAGCAUUUGGAGAAGGAGAAAGAGUUGAAAAAGAAGGAGCAUCUGGAAAAGGAAAAGGAAAAGGAGAAGGAAAAGGAAAUUGAACAUCAGAAGGAGAAGGAGUUGAAAGAGAAAGAGCAUUUGGAGAAGGAGAAAGAGUUGAAAAAGAAGGAGCAUCUGGAAAAGGAAAAGGAAAAGGAGAAGGAAAAGGAAGUUGAAAAGGAGAAAGAGAAGGAGUUGAAAGAGAAAGAGCAUUUGGAGAAGGAGAAAGAGUUGAAAAAGAAGGAGCAUCUGGAAAAGGAGAAGGAAAAGGAGAAGGAAAAGGAAAUUGAACAUCAGAGGGAGAAGAAGCUGAAAGAAAAAGAGCAUUUGGAGAAGGAGAAGGAAAAGCAAAUGGAGGUCGAGAAAGAGAAAGAGUUGAAAAAGAAGGAGCAUAUGGAAAAGGAGAAGGAAAAGGAGAAGGAGUUGAAAGAAAAAGAGCAUUUGGAGAAGGAGAAGGAAAAGCAAAUUGAACACGAGAAAGAGAAGGAUUGGCAAAAGAAGGAGCAUCCGGAAAAUGCGAAUAAAGAGAAAGAUUUGAAAAAGAAGGAGCAUGCGGAAAAAGGAAAAGAUUGGGACAAGAAAGAGCAUUUGGAAAAGGAAAAGGAAAAGGAAAAGAAGGAAAAGCUGGAGGAGCUAGAGAAGGAGAAAGGAUGGAAAGGAAAGGAGCACAAAGACAAGCAAGAAGGACACCAACUUGAAAAGGAGAAAGAGAAAGAGAAACAGGCUGGUUGGGAAAAAGAACUGGAAAAAGGAAAAGGAAAGGAGCAUGGGAAACAGCACGAGGGAAAGAAACAUAAGCAGGAAGAACACGAAGUGGGAAAGGAAACGCAGAAAGCAUGGAAGGAGGAGGAAAUGAAGGCAAAGCAGGCCGAAAAGGAAAAGCAGAAAGAGUGGCAGGAGCAACAACAAGGCGCAAAGAAAGAAUGGAAGGAAGGAGAGAAACAGUCCCAACAGGAGAUGCAGAAAUCUGCGCAAGAAGCUGAAAAGGAGAAGCAAGGGCUAAAGAAAGAAUGGAAGGAAGGAGAGAAACAGUCUCAACAGGAGAUGCAGAAAUCUGCGCAAGAACAGCAACAAUCCCAAGAACAAUCCCAACAGCAAAUGCAAAAAUCUGCGCAAGAAGCUGAAAAGGAGAAGCAAGGGCUAAAGAAAGAAUGGAAGGAAGGAGAGAAACAGUCUCAACAGGAGAUGCAGAAAUCUGCGCAAGAACAGCAACAAUCCCAAGAACAAUCCCAACAGCAAAUGCAAAAAUCUGCGCAAGAAGCUGAAAAGGAGAAGCAAGGGCUAAAGAAAGAAUGGAAGGAAGGAGAGAAACAGUCUCAACAGGAGAUGCAGAAAUCUGCGCAAGAACAGCAACAAUCCCAGCAGUCUAUGCAAGAACAACAACAAGCUGGAGUCGAGAAACAGAAGGAAUGGAAGGAGGAAGGACAGAAAUCGAAGGAGGAGUCACAGAAAUAUAUGCAAGAACAACGUCAAGCCGGAAAGGAGAAACAGAAGGAAGUGAAGGAAGAAUCACAGAAAUCUAAAGAUGAGUCGCAGAAAUACAUGCAAGAACAACGUCAGGCCGGCAAAGAGAAGCAGAAGGAGUGGAAGGAAGAAUCACAGAAAUCCAAACAAGAGUCGUCACAGAAACAGAAAGACGUACAGGCAGAAUUCCAAGCCGAGGUGAAGAAAUCUGUGAAGGCGGAACAAAAUAAAUCGAAGAGCGAAGAGGGCAGCGUUAUAAUCGAUAAAGUACGAAAAAUCGCGAAGGGUUUCUACCCGUAA